AUGCUCCGAUCCCCUUGCGUCUCGGUGUUGCGGCGCACCCCUCGCCUCGUCCCACCUCUUCCCGUGAGACCGGCCUCCUCUCUCACCGCAACCAUCACCGACACCAGCGUCUCUCACGACAGACAGGACUCAGCAGCCGCAAAGUGUCCAGAACCAUCUGCCCAAAAUCACAAGCGCCCAAAGGACAGCUCGAGGCGCAGGCGCCACGAAGCUCAUCAGCGCCAUGCCGCCUGGCUCGCCGAGAGGCCCACCUUGCAGAGCGUCACCAUCAAACUCGCAGCCCAACAGCAGAUCCAGCCGGCUCGCUCCUUGGAACAGCUCUUCGACCGAUGGGACCACGAACGACUACAAUCGGAAUCGGCGAGCCACACACCCGGCCAGAGCCAAGAGGAGAUUCUCCUCCGCCGAAAGCUGCACGAGCACAACCUCUCCGAGGCCGACUGGAUGUCGAUGCUCAACGCCGUCUCGGCCGCCACCUGGCCAGAGGUGCGCUCUUGCAUGUACGCCUUCCCCACCGAGGACUGGCCUUCGUUCGUCCUCCACCACGGCAUCCGUGCCGUCAGCACGCCCAGCGAGGCCUCCGAUGCCCUUGCCGUCAUUCUCUGCAGGGUCUCGACCGCCAAACCCAAACGCAUGGUCGCCAUAUUCUCCCUCUUUGCGCGCAAGGUGCUCUACGAGAUGCCCGCGCUUCACCUCUGCAGCCGCCUGACCGACCUCUUCCUGGACAUGGCUGCGUCCCAGCCCCAGGGAGAAGCCUACCCUCCGCAAUUCCUCGACGAGACCUGCGUCCUUCUCGCGAGACACCUGGCAAGACACGACGACCAGAGAGCGCGCGACGCUGCUAUGCGCCUCUUGGACUGGUCCGAGAGCAGGAAAAAGGGAGCGCCUCUGCAACAGCAGCUGUGCGCCAUAUUUCUGCGAAUCGACCGCACGCCGCCCGAGUUCCUUGGCGCCCGCGGCGUAAGCCUCGGCUUGGCAGAAGCUCGGCGUCUGGACGAGAUCGAUGCGUUCAGGUCAAGUCGCUUCCUCACCACGGAGCUUGCUGAGCGGCUCCUCCAAAGGCUUCCUCGGGCGAGCGGCGGAGCGUUGCGGCGGAGGGCUCUGCGCAACGCAAUCCUUGCCGCCGGUCGGGACCAUUACCACGCUAUGGCCAGAAGGUGGUUCGACGACUUGUGUUUGGAUUCAAAAAGGCAGGGAAGGCCCAUCAGGCGCGAUCCCGGCCAUGAGCUGGUCGACUCACGAGGCUCACUCUGGGAUCUCGAGAUCUAUAUGCGGGCCAUGGCUCGAGCCCAGCGCGACGACGACAGGACUGCCGCCAAUGCGCUCAACCAGCUGCAGCUCCUUCUUGAGACCAAGGAUGAGACGGGCAACCUGACCGUCGCAGGGAAGCGCACCUGGGACACGAUGGUCGUCUUUGUUUCGAGCGACGAGCGGGCACCCCUCGAGAGGACGCUGGCUAUGCUGGGCAUACAACUGCAGGCAGAUGAGACGCCUGACUCUCCGACGGGCCAACGGACGAGGCGGCCGGACAUCGAGGUCAUCAACAUGCUCGAUGCUUCCAUGAAGAUCAUCAACCAAUUCGGCCGGAAGCAGCGCUCGUACACCCUCGUCAUGGACGGGCUUAUGCGUCGCAAACAGUACACCGGCGUGCUGGCCGUGUGGCAGGCCAUGCUCCGGCGACAGGUGAAGCCGUCGCCGGCAUCGAUGACAAUCCUGCUGCAGGCGCUGUUCGCGUUGGGACAGCCUGCCAAGGCGCUCGAGCAGAUGCGACAGUGGUGCGAACAAGGCGUCGACAUGACCGCCGUGACACCGGUGAUCGGCGCGCCUCUGGUGUUGUCGCGAGCCAGCCUGGAGAGUCCCGUCGAGGGUCUGCUCCACGUGCCGGCGCUCCCCUCGAACCUCGAGGCAGGCGGCGAGGCGGUCCAGCUCGAGCGCAAACGCGUAUCACCGGACCUCAUGAUGGCCACGGCGCUCUUUGAGGGGCUCUACCGGGCCCGCCUCACCGACGCCACCUUUUCCAUCUGGACCUUGAUCAGAAAGACGCUCGGCGUGGCCCCGGACGCUCCGAUCCUGGCCAUCCUGCUCAAGUCGGCGUGCGGCUGCAGCGACGUCUCCAUCCCGGCGCCGACCCCGGAGGCCCCUGCGAAGCUGACGCCGCCGGUGGCCAAGUUGAUCUUCUGCAAGGUCCUCCUGCUGCAGCAUGCCGAGCUCAAGGACUGCUCCAUCCGACCCAUGCUCAGAGGUCGAGGCGCCGACCUGCUCGGGGCCGGGGCGAGCUGGAUCCUGCGCAGCGAGCUAGGGAUGCGCACCAUGGAGCGAUGGGUGAGCGACCGCGUCUUGCGCCUCGUUGGCGCCAAAGGUGCGGCCCGCGGCGCCGACCCGUCCAUUCCCAAUACUUCCCUCCAACGCCGGCCUGACGGAGGGGACGCGACGGAGCAGAUCGACUUUACCGUCACCUUUUCGCCGGAGCUCUUCGACCACUACCUCCGCCUCUUGCUCUACAUCCAGCUGCAACCUGCCAGGGGCUUGUUCGGCGGCGGCGGUGGCGCCGAGGACGGGGAGCGCGGAGGCCGGGUGGAGUCAGAGGGCCACAUCGAGGAGCUGCUGCUCAUCCUAUCCUGGAUGCGCACGCUGGAAGUCACUCCGCUGCGGCGCACCAUCGCAUCCAUCUGCCUCGAGCUCGAGGAAGCCCUACCGCCUCUCUCCCUCUCCUCGUCGGCAUCGUCGGCCUCCUCGCCAUCCUCGUCCGGCAGCGACGAAGGUACGCAACCAGGGAAACCGGGCGCCUCUUCGCCCUCAUUCGACUCGGCGCAGCACGUCCCAGCCGACUUGCGCCCUCUGCGCGAGAAUGCCGGUCUGCUCGCCGACUGGCUGCGCGAGUGGAGGGGCGAGGAGGCCUGGCCGACGGAUCGCGAGAUGCGCACCGCCUACAAGUGGAAGAUGCAGCGCACCCGGGCGGCCGAACGCGGCGGCGGUACGGAGUGGGAAGAACGCAGGAGGUGGUUCAGCUUCCGACCUACGCUCGAGGACGAGGCGAGGUGGCACAGGGAGCGUCGGGAGAGGGAGGACGACUUCUUUACGGGUCGAGCGUAA
This is a messenger RNA of Pseudozyma flocculosa PF-1, 3093 nucleotides long. RefSeq lists its product as uncharacterized. The record is from RefSeq and is a predicted model, not a curated record. Lineage: Eukaryota; Fungi; Basidiomycota; Ustilaginomycetes; Ustilaginales; Ustilaginaceae. The transcript has a single exon. Gene Ontology annotation, molecular function: protein binding. Bases 1 to 3093 code for a protein of 1030 amino acids.